AGAAUAGCAAAUAGCACGGUUUCGAACAUCUAUGUCAUUAUAGUGACUGUGUCCGUGAUCGUAGGAAUACGUGCUUGUGUAAGAAAAUUGACAAGUGGCGAAAGUUUAUAUUUCAAAGAGAAUUUAAGGAAUUCGGAAGAAAACUAGUGAUUGAAGCUUAUUACUUUAAAAUUAAAUAUUUAUUACGCAAUUUCGACCAUAUUGACACCUAAUUCCAUUAAAUAUGUCUACACGAUAUAUGAAAAAAGUAUACGGAGGUGAUGCAUUACCAGAGAAAGAUAGUGAAAGCGAGAGCGAAGCAGAGAAUUUAAUGAUACGUGAUGUAAAAUCCAAGACAUUCAAUUUAUUUGAUUUAUUAGAUCAAGAUUCUGAAACUACAGAAAAAGAAAACGAAGAACAACAAGUUGUUGAAGAAGAUACUAAAGUUGAGGUUAAACGUAAAAAGAGGAAGACAAAGCAAAAGAAAACAGACAUAGAAGUUUCUACUCCCCAAGAACCCACAGAUGAGAUCGAAAGGUGCAUAAGGGAAGUGAAUGAACUACUUGGAGAACCACAUCCAGGUUGUAGUUCUCAAGACACAAAUAAAAAACAGUGGAUAGAACAACGAUCUAAAGAAGAUAUUUUGCUGGUGCAGCAUAAACAUUUAAAUCCAUACAAUGAACUUAAAAGAAUAUUUGGUAGUAAAACAGUACAAGCUGAACAGAAUAACAGAAGAAAUAGGCCUCGUUCAGGUCAUUUGAAGAAAACUUGGUUAGUAUCGGCCAGAGACAAUUGGCCACCGAUCAACAAAUCUGGUCUUUCUAUGUCACUGGAUCAUACUAUGACAGCUACUGGUAACGUUCAAUAUUUUGUAUACGAACAUGGUCCAUCGUAUAGACAGGUUCAAUUAAAAUUCUUAGAAGCUGUUGAAAGUUUAAAUCCUGAAAAUAUUGUUAAUAUAAUAAAUGCGCAUUCUUAUCAUGUUGACGCGCUGUUACAAUUAGCAGAGCUUUGUGAACUCAACGAAGAUUUGGCAAUGGCUGCAGAAUUCACAGAACGAGCAUUAUAUUGCUUGGAAUGCGCUUUUCAUCCCUUGUUUAAUGUUACAACUGGUCUCAGUAGGCUAGACUAUAGGAAACAACAGAAUCGUGCUUUAUUCAUCACUCUGUUCAAGCACAUGAAUUUUGUCGGCGGACGUGCUUGUUAUAGAACUAGUUUGGAAUUUUGUAAAUUACUUUUAUCGCUUGAUCCAGAACGUGAUCCGCUAGCUGUGGUCCUUACUAUCGACUAUUAUGCUUUAAGAGCAAAAGAAUAUGAAUGGUUUAUAGAAUUUUGUGACCUUUGGGAUGGUACAACGCAUCUGACGCAACUGCCGAAUAUAGCAUACAGCUUAGCGUUAGCGUAUUUUCAUUUGGGUGAUGAAACAUUCGCCAGUGUACUUUUACAGGACGCUUUACUAAUGUUUCCAGAAGUUCUAAUGCUCUUGUUGAAUAAGUGCAGUAUACAAACCGACGAAAAGGUACGGAAUCAUGAGUUUUUUAAAAAUAAGGCUUCGACCAUACCAGCUUUAGAAAAAUUAGAGCAGCAUUAUGUGGCACGUAGUUUUCGUUUAUGGACAGAUGCAGAUCUUUUGCCAUGGUUACGUGAAAAUGUGCAUGCUGUAUUAAAUCGAGUCGACAGUAAAGAUGUUUAUAUAAAAUAUUGUGAACGAAAACGAAGUGUACAGUAUCAUGGUUUAUUGCCAAAAAAUGUUUUAAGGCACAUUAUAUUGUCCGAUAUAAAAGACGUUACUGUAAACGUUCCAGAGGUACAAAACAAUGGGUCUGUGCUAUCACAUGAUCCACUGCCACCUACCGAUAGUAUCGAUCUUUAUAAAAGACCUACAGCAAACACAAGAUCAACAAGAUUAAGUUACAAUGCUUUGUCUGUUUUUAUCUCAUCUUUAGUAUCAAACUUUAAUGAUGAAGUUGUAGUCGUGGCUCUCGAUGGUCUAAAUUUACUUUAUGAUAAUAACGAACAAACGUAAAGUGCCGUCAUGAUGUAGAGCAAUUAAAAAGAGAAAUUUCACUUUGAAUAUAAUAUCGGGAAUGAAAAAUAAUAUAUAUGUAUACAUAUUUUUGCCGCAGUAACUACUUUUAUGAAGAUAAUAUACAUUUCAUAUCAGGCAAUAUAUUUACUGUUAAUAGCGAAUAUAGUGAAAUUUUUAACAUUC
Messenger RNA from Megalopta genalis, 2191 nucleotides. Lineage: Eukaryota; Metazoa; Arthropoda; Insecta; Hymenoptera; Halictidae. The record is from RefSeq and is a predicted model, not a curated record.